Molecule: messenger RNA, 969 nt
Organism: Paramuricea clavata
Lineage: Eukaryota; Metazoa; Cnidaria; Anthozoa; Malacalcyonacea; Plexauridae
Source: the annotation of a GenBank genome assembly
AUGUCUAGCGCUGAAUUACUUCAAGAAAUUGAGAGACUUACCAAGCGUGUUGAGGAACUGGAGAAGACAGAAAACGAUGCGACGCCAUCGUCGAGUUUAAACCUGCCCGUGGUUCAAGUAAAUAAUCAGAAAGCAAAGCCAGAUAACUACUCGGACGGCCCGUGGAACGAGUGGAUUAGUCACUUCAAGCUGUGUGCUCAGAUAAACAACUGGGACGACACACAGUGUUGCCAACAGCUAGCUGUUUCUCUUCGCGGUAGAGCUCAGCGAAUCUACUUGACGCCUCAAGAUAACGAGAAGACGUGUUUUGACGACCUAGUGAACGCACUACAGUCUAGAAUUCAGCCAGACCAACAAAGGAAAAUCCACAAGCUGACCUUCAAUGCGAGGAAACGAAAACACGGGGAGAACAUUGUAGAUUUAGCAACUGAUCUGCGACAACUCGCUGCACUGGCGUACCAAAACAAGGAUAAGUCGCUUGUCGAAGAGGAACUCGUUGAACAAUUUAUCCGUGCCCUCGACAGUAAGGAACUACGUAUCGGAGUGAGUCAAAGUGACCCAAAAUCUCUCGAUGAAGCUGUAAAACUAGCAUUACGUCUGGAAAGUAUUCAUUUGGCUGAAAUGAAAAACAACAACACCGCGAAAAUCAACAUGGCGGGAGACGAGCAAGAUACCGCUGGCUUCGACAUGGCGGGCGCGAGAGAUAAACGAAACGCUGCAGGCCUCAACAUGGCGGGCGCGAAAGAGGAAGAUCAAUCAACACCACGAUGGGCGAAAACGUACUUUGAUCAACAAGCGGAACUGAUGGAUAAAAUGAGUAAAUUUCUUGUGAAAAAACCAAAUACGGCCUCAUACCCAAGACGUCAAAGGGGAAAUAGCCAGUGCUACCAUUGUGGAAAAUAUGGUCACUUCGCACGAGAAUGUCAAUUGCAGAAUCAGGGAAACGCCUACAGGGCGGGUGCUUUAUAG